GCAAUCAGUGUUAUACUUGGGGACGUGGAAAACAAGGCUCUCUAGCGUGAAGUGCGUGGGCUUAGUACGUCUCCGCGUGUGUUUGCACGCUACGGAUUACAACUUCCUAGCAUUCGAUCUGAAAGUAAUCUUGUUUAACGGCUUUUCGACCUGGCAGGAUUUGGGUGUCCGGCCAGACCAAGGAGUGUCACUGAAAAAUACUGAACGAAAAGGGUGUGUUUCAAAAUGAGGAUAUAUCUGGGGGACUGUUAAGGAGUCUUAUUAAAAGGAGACGAUCCAAAUAGUGCGCCCAAAAAGCCUGCUGACUACAAGAUCCUUGAAGACUCUUGAACUCCUCAGAAAGUGGAGUGAAAUCCCUGUGUCUUAUUGUUGCCCUUCUUCAUCUAGUGCCCACCCCCCUCCUUCCAGAUCAGACUGCAGUAGUCUGGAGAGGGGUGGGCUCUGCCUCUUCCUGUCUUCUGAUAAAGUCACUGAAGUGUUGAAGGCCAUCAUGGAUUUCUGAGCAAAGAAUGCAUCACAGCCUUGCUCCCAUCAUGGGGACUCCAGAGAUGACUGGUUGGCAUCGUCCCACUGUCAUUCUGGCUUUGUGCUGCACCAUGCUGCUGGUCUCCGGAACUCCCUUUCCUAAGGAUCUGGAACCAAUCAACACAGUCGGUGGCCAGGUCUCUUUUCUGCAUCCUGUUUUCCAAGGACUGAAUCCAGACAAUGACACUCUGCAGCUUGGCCUGGACUUCCAAAGGAUGAUCAGGAUUCACCAUAUGCUGUACAUUGCAGCCAGGGAUCAUGUGUUUGCGAUCAAUCUGAGCACCUCAGCGGAUGAGAUUACUCCACAGUAUAAGCUGACCUGGAAGACCAAACCUCAAGACAUGGAAAAAUGUGCAUUAAGAGGAAAGAACAAUGAUGAAUGCUACAACUACAUCAAAGUCCUAGUCUCUCGAAAUGACCAGACUCUCUUUGCCUGCGGGACAAACGCCUUCAACCCUACUUGUCGGAACUAUAAGAUGGAGACCCUGGAGCAGGAUGGAGAAGAGCUUUUGGGUCAGGCGCGAUGCCCUUUUGAAUCUAAACAGUCUAAUGUGGCUCUCUUUGCUGAUGGCAACCUCUACUCUGCAACUAUGGCAGACUUUCUAGCCAGCGACGCAGUCAUUUACCGCAGUCUGGGGGAACGUAGCCCUGUACUCAGAACGGUCAAGUAUGACUCCAAAUGGCUUCGAGAGCCACAUUUUCAUCAUGCCAUUGAAUAUGGGAAAUACGUUUAUUUUUUCUUCAGUGAAAUUGCAGUCGAGUACACGACCCUUGGAAAGGUGGUCUACUCCCGAGUAGCCCGUGUCUGUAAGAACGAUAUGGGGGGGUCUCCCCGUGUGCUGGAGAAAUACUGGACAUCAUUCCUCAAAGCUCGCCUUAACUGUUCCAUUCCUGGGGAUUCCUUUUUCUACUUUGAUGUACUGCAAUCUGUGAGCAACGUAGUACAGGUCAACAUGCGGCCCGCUGUCAUCGGGGUGUUUACCACCCAGUCCAACAGCAUCACAGGAUCUGGAGUCUGUGCCUUUUACAUGGACGACAUUGAGAAGGUUUUCAGUGGCAAGUUUAAGGAGCAGAAAACUACUGAGUCAAUCUGGUCUCCUGUUCCAGAUGAACGAGUUCCCAAACCCAGGCCAGGCUCCUGUGCCGGAGAGGAAUCGGCAGCUUCCUAUAAGUCGUCCAACACCUUCCCUGAUGAGACACUUUCCUUCAUCAAAUCUUACCCUCUAAUGGAUGAUGCUGUGCCUUCAGUUAGUGAAAAGCCCUGGUUCACCAAGACAACUAGCAGGUAUAAGCUGACUCAAAUCGCCGUGGACACUGAAGCAGGUCCUGAUAAGAACUACACAGUGGUCUUUCUUGGUUCAGAGGAUGGGAAGAUCCUCAAAGUUCUAGCGAGCACUACUGAAAAUUCAACUAGGGGUAGUUUACUUUUAGAAGAGGUUGACGUCUACAAUCCCAGCAAGUGUAAUAAGCACCGAGAGGACAGAAGGAUUCUGGGACUGGAGCUCGACAAGGAGCAUCAUGCUUUGUUUGCAGCUUUUUCCAGCUGUGUGAUCCGAGUGCCACUUAGCCGCUGUCAGAAUUAUGGCAGAUGCAAAAAGACCUGCCUCAGAUCUCAAGACCCCUAUUGCAUAUGGCUGAAGAGUGGGACCUGUGCCAAUCUUCCACCUGGAUUCAAAGGCAGCUUUGAACAAGAUAUUGAAAAUGGAUAUUCCCAAAGUCCUGAUAGCUGUCACGACAUCUUGGCUACUCCCCGAAAUCAAAACCCCCUUGGUGAUCCAUCCUAUGGAAAGACCACACCCACAAGCUCCAGUGCCAUCAAUCAGGGAUAUCCAAAGGUCCCGGGUCGGGCCGAGCCAGAUAAUGGCCAAGACAGCCUCUCUCCCUUUGGUCAGGGCGGGUCACUUGAUUCAAUGGCAGUGGAUGUGGAGAUAAAGGGGGUGCGGAGACAGCCUGAAGCUGACAAGUCUUCUCAGAGUGUCCACUUCACACUUUUGAUUGCAUGUGUGGUCGUAGCUUUUGCUUUGGGAGCAUUCCUCUCUGGUCUCCUAGUAUCCUGCUACUGUAGCCAUGUUUCCCACAAGACUAAAAAGUUGAACAAGGAACCUGAGGCUACAAUUCCCCAUGCUUUAUCCUUGAGAAGUUUGGCCAAGCUCAAUGGACUGCUAGAUGGACCUGGGCGGGAUGAAAAGAUGGAAGUAUCCUCCCCAAAACUGUAUCACACUCUGAUCUCCAAUGUAAAGGAACAGCAGGUCAAUGGCAAUACACGGGCAAGUUCUGGGAAUGGAAAGGGAGACUCUCAUCAUGCUCCCGAGCUAUCUGGACUGCCUACUCCAGAAUCCACCCCAGAACUGCCUGUCAAGAGUAUGAAAGCUUUCCGUAAUCAAUGGGAGAAAAACCAGAACUGUAACAAUGCAAAGGAUGUGAGGAAUCCCAUUAUGACAGGGUCUAGACCUAAUUCAGGUGUACCUGUUCAAGUCUUCCAGUUUCCCAAUUCUUUGGCUCUCUCAAGCAGUGGGCAAGUCCUGGGAGGCAGCAGUCACCUUCAUUUGGAAGACAGAAAGAUACCAAAUGCUGAAAGGAUUAAGACCCAAGCAUACUCUUGCUAUCCACAGAAAAUGGUUGACGUCAAUACUUUGGAUGAGCUACUCAAACACCUUCACGAGGCCAAUAUGAGUAAUAGUGCAGGGAAAAGCAUCACAAUGAUCAAUGCUCCACAUUUAACUAAUAAUGGCCAAAUACCUUUCGCAAAUCGUGUGCAACCAAAAAUCCCAGACACGGAAUCUGCACCAUACUAUAGCUCCUCAACGUUGCCUCGGGACAGUUUGACCAGGCGGCUGGAUGUUCCACCAGAUAUGCCCCCACCACAGUCCACUCUGGAGAGAUCAUCAAGGCACCCAUCCCAGAGGCACUCCAUGUGUUCUGCGCCAAAGAUGAUUAAUGGAUGCAUUGUUUCUCGGCAGCACAGCUUCAACCACAGAAGCGGACAGCCUCCACCACCUCUCCUUGCUCGUAUGAAUUCGACUGGCAGCACCUCAGACAGCCACAGGCCCUUCCAUCCAAAUGGCUACCUGUCAAGGCAGCAUAGUUACAAUGAGCAAGAAGCAGUACCUAGGGGGGGCAUCGUAAGAAGGACAUGUUCGCUAAAGCCAGAUGUACCACCUAAACCCAUGUUCAUUCCUGCAACAUCACCUGUCAACUCCUCAAACCAGUUCAACUAUUAGACAUGGCUUGAGCAAAUGAACUGCAACACUUUAAGUUAAAAGAAAAACACAUCAGAAAAUGCUGACUAGCUCAGAACUUUCAGAGAGACUGACCGCGGAAAAAAACUUUUAAGCAGGAAUGAAGCGUUGAACCCUCAACAAAUUCAGGGGCAGAAGUCUGAGACCUUGAUAAAUGUUGUUGUACCAUAUUGGUAUUGUCUGACGCUAAAAAAACUGAAUGUGGCAGGAUUUGACAAAAAAAAUAUUACAUACAAAAGGACGUGAUCAUUCAUGAGCGAUAAAGAAUGGUAGCUCAAGACUUAUAUCGGCAGACCACACCUUGCUUAAAAAAAAAACAAGAAAA
Erpetoichthys calabaricus (reedfish) is the source of this 4089-nucleotide messenger RNA. RefSeq names its product sema domain, transmembrane domain (TM), and cytoplasmic domain, (semaphorin) 6E (gene sema6cb). Bases 510 to 3746 code for a protein of 1078 amino acids. Gene Ontology annotation, molecular function: semaphorin receptor binding; chemorepellent activity. Gene Ontology annotation, biological process: axon guidance; negative chemotaxis; positive regulation of cell migration. NCBI's taxonomy places the organism in Eukaryota, Metazoa, Chordata, Cladistia, Polypteriformes, Polypteridae. The transcript is spliced from 21 exons. The record is from RefSeq and is a predicted model, not a curated record.